AUGCAGCGCCACUCGAGGCGGAGGCUGCUCAAGUACCUUCCCGGCGUGCGGGUAGAGUACGGCGGGUCAGCUGCCAAGCUGCUUGACUCGUACCUGCACCAGGAUGCCGGCGCGAAGCACGCCGCCAAUCUUCCAGUGUCGCAGCGGUACUUCUACAUGAAAAGCAGGAACAACGACGCCUCCCCGUCGAGUGCCGCCGGUGCCUCGCAGCAACAUCAGAUGAUACAGCUGCGCCUCGGUGCUGCGCAGAUGCUGAGCUCCUCACAGCACACCAGCAUCGGCAACCUCAAUGAGGCCCACCCGCUCUACUACGCACAAACCUCCCCACGUGCGGCUGGGCUCACGGUGCCGCUGGUUUUGGCCCUCAAGCGGCUACGCAUCCAUCGCCUAACGGAGCUGCAAGGUGCGUUGGUGCCGCUGCUGCUCAAAGGAAAGCACGUCAUUGCGCACUCAGAGACCGGAACAGGCAAGAGCUUUGGCAUUGCGCUGGCCAUCGCCAACCGCAUCAUCCGUGACCAGCUGAACUACCGCCUCCACACCGUUGUUCUGGUUCCCACAAAGGAGCUGGCCCUGCAGUACGACAAGUGGCUGCGACACUUCGGUGGAUGCACGUCGCAGGUGGUGCAGGUCGCCAUCGACAGCAUCCCUCUCGAGGCACAGCUCGCCAAGCUGCACAACAUUCAGCCGCACGUGCUCGUCGGGACGCCGCAGCGCGUGGCUGACAUUGUGCGCCUAAGCCCCUCCAUCCUUGGCGAAAAGCUGCGGCGCAAGGUGGACUGCGUCGUCCUAGACGAGGCGGACAUGAUCAUUCAUGCCAACGUUGUGUACGGACGGCAGCGACUAAGCGGCGCAAACCUUGUGGACCGGCUUUUCCGCAGCAGGCGAGAAGAGGUGCCAGCACAACUUGUGGCCGCCAGCGCGACGGUCGACGGCGUCACGGCACAGACACUGAACACGUGGACACGCAACGACCGCACGGUGCGGCUGACAACGAGCUUCGUGGAGCACACGAUUCCGCCGACUCUUCAAUUCUACUUCUUUGGUGCGUCAAGGGCGUAUCCGCUGGAGCGGUGCCUCUUGCUGUCCCUUCAACUAAUCUGCACACAGCGGCCUGACACGCGCAUCUUAUUAUUUACCGAGGACGAACGCGUCGCCGAGGUGUGCACACUACUCACGUCUGCGGAGGUGGAAGGAGAGAUGCGCCGCAUCGCUCCGGGCGCGCUGUCACCUGCGAAGGUGUUUGCUGGGGCCCUGCAUGCUCUGCCCCGAAGCGUCCCUUCCGCAUACACCAAGGAAUCUCACGACCCAGACACCCCGGUGUCGCACGGCCGCGUCCCGCUCACGACCGCAACGCAGCAGACAGCCUCGUCCAGCGCAAAACGCGGGAGCGGCAACGUCUACGAGGAUGUGCGUGCCCACCAGGUUAUCCGGCAGCACGGUGACGUCUACGUGAAGAACAACAGCUCCCUCUCUCGGCUGAAUGAGGGCAAGCUGGUUGUCGGCGUGGGUAGCUUCAGCAGCAGCCGGGGACUGCAUGUUAACGGUAUCACCCACGUCAUUCUCUACGGAGCCUGUCCCUCGGCUGCGUGCUUCGUCCACUGUGCAGGGCGCACAGGCCGCAUGGGUGCGGAGGGCGACGUGCUGGUGCUGUACCCGCCAUCCUCUGGUCGCCAGGUCCAGCAAGUGUGCAGCUCGCUGGAGAUUCCGUUUCACUCGAGUCGCAUGAGUGCCGUGGAAGACCUCCUCCGCUCUGGCGAGGCACGCACUACCGAGUCCGCUGCUGGCGUCAUGAACGAAUCGGCGAGCGGCGCGGCGACCGACAACACCUGA
Molecule: messenger RNA, 1830 nt
Organism: Leishmania mexicana MHOM/GT/2001/U1103
Lineage: Eukaryota; Euglenozoa; Kinetoplastea; Trypanosomatida; Trypanosomatidae
Product: putative DEAD-boc ATP-dependent (RNA) helicase
Exons: 1
Coding region: 1-1830 (609 amino acids)
Molecular function (GO): nucleic acid binding; ATP binding
Source: RefSeq, a predicted model, not a curated record